Messenger RNA from Vanrija pseudolonga, 1140 nucleotides. Its product is annotated as Protein TOXD. The transcript is spliced from 5 exons. Gene Ontology annotation, molecular function: oxidoreductase activity, acting on NAD(P)H. The record is from RefSeq and is a predicted model, not a curated record. Bases 1 to 1035 code for a protein of 344 amino acids. Lineage: Eukaryota; Fungi; Basidiomycota; Tremellomycetes; Trichosporonales; Trichosporonaceae.
AUGACCUACCCUUCCACUCACAAGGCCAUUGUUGUCAACGACGCCGAGAACGGAGUCGUCGUCAAGACCCUCCCCGUCCCCAAGCUCAACGACAGCGAGGUGCUCAACCCCACCGACUGGAAGCACGUCGAGUACUUCUCCGCCGCCGGUGACCGUCUCGGCUGCGACUUUGCCGGCGUCGUCGAGGCAUCAACCGACCCCGACGUCAAGGUCGGCGACCGUGUUGCUGGCUGGGUACACGGCGGCAAGUACAAGGAUAAGGGCGCGUUCGCCGAGUACGUCACGACCGACUCCAAGCACGUGUGGCAUGUGCCCGACGCCCUGCCCCUCGACCAGGCCGCGACCAUCACCGCGCCGAUCUUGACCGUCUUCCAGACGCUCAUCCAGACCCAGGGCAAGCCGUGGCCUCCGGCUAACGAGGGCGGUUGGAUCUUCAUCUACGGCGGAUCGUCGGCCGUUGGCCUCUUUGCCAUCCAGAUCGCCAAGCUCCAAGGCUACAAGGUCGUGACGGUCGCCUCACCGCACAACUUUGACCUCGUCAAGUCGUACGGCGCCGACGAGGUGUUUGACUACCGCGACCCCAAGGCUGUCGUCGAUAACGUCUUGAGCGUCACCAGCGGCGGUGUGUCCAUUGCCCUCGACACCAUCUCCCUGGCCGACACCCAGGCCAUCACGGCCCAGACCUUUGGCAAGAGCGGCGGCACCCUCAACGUCAUCCUCGGCAUCAGUCCCGAGGCUGCUGCCCUCCGCCCCGAUGUCAAGUUUGUGUACACGCUGCUGUACACCUGGUUCGGCAAGGAGCUCGACUACCGUGGCCGUGGCACCGGCAAGGCAGUUAUCCUGCCGGCUAGCAAGACCGACUACGACUGGCAUGUCGAAAGUCUCCGUCGCCUCCCCGACCUCGUGAGCAAGCACGGCGUCCGUGCCCCGCCGCUCCAGAUGCGCGGAGGGCUGGAGGAUAUUGCUGCUGGUCUCGAGGAGAUGCGUGCUGGGAAGGUCAGUGGCCAGCGCCUGGUCUACAAGAUUGGCGCGUAGGGAGGCUGUGAUGCAAACGUGGGGAGGGGCAACAACACGAGUGAAGAGGGGUACCCAAUCCCCACCGCCUAGCACACUACUGGGGCACCAGCACGAUCGCUCAUG